This is a messenger RNA of Aphanomyces invadans, 1774 nucleotides long. RefSeq lists its product as hypothetical. Lineage: Eukaryota; Oomycota; Saprolegniomycetes; Saprolegniales; Verrucalvaceae. The record is from RefSeq and is a predicted model, not a curated record. The transcript has a single exon. Bases 18 to 1751 code for a protein of 577 amino acids.
ACUGGUACAAUUCGUCGAUGAGUUUAUCGAUCCCGACAGCGGCAGCCGCCGCCGUAGUGUGUCCGACUAGACAGGGACAGCAGCACGACGGAGCUGCGAUUCUUACCCCCAAACUACAGUCGCCACACAGCCAGUACCAGCCGUCCACAUCGAAAGCCGUCGCGUCUGGGGAUGGCAACGUCGUGCGCGGUUCAUUCCCGUCAAACACCUCGGUGGUUCUCCUCCAGCACGCUCGCUCAGAAACUCCGAGCUUGCCGCUCGAACAUGAUGCCGCGGCCAUUGCUAGUUCGGGCCAUCGUAUGUGCUUGCAUGGUACGUGGACCUUGCUAUCGUCCGUCGCGAUCGCCGCUACCUUCGUCUGUGUCAUCGUGUUUUUUGGCACCAACGGAGCCCUCUUCCUCUCGUCGUACCUCGUGUCCAUCCUGAACUACGAAAUGUCAUGGUACUCGUACGCGAUCAUCCAGACGUUGCUACGGCCGUUCCAGCUGUACUUCGAAAUGGACGUUCUGGCCCCAUACCGCGACACGAGAAAGGCCACGACCGUCGCGGACUCGUGGGGUGCGCGGGCCGGUAUCUCUGCCUCUGUCAUGACCGUGAUUGUGUCCGCGCUCGUCAUGCUGCUUUCAUCCGGCUUCGUUGCAGUGUUACAGCUCUUUGCCAACCUCUGGCCAAGCACGUCGACGUUUUUCCUGAUCCUUGCGUACGUCGCGUCGACUUCGUUCGUCGCGGUGGUGUGCGCCAUGCUCACACCGACCCCCAUGGACGGCGUGAUCUUGCUGCUGCAGCAGUUCUCUUUCAGCAUGUACUCGUUAAACUCGUUCUUCGACUUCCGCGAGUCCGUCGACAACACGGUCCGUCAGUUCGUCCUCAUCGAGGGCGGCUAUUCGAUUGCCGUGACCUUUGUGCCAAUCGUGAUCCUGCGCAUCCUCCGUUCGACUGAAAUUGCGCGCACCGGCCUUACCCUGCUCCUGGACCUGUUUUGCCUGCAGUACAUCCCGUCGCUCCUCAUGUUGUUUGGCGCUAUGGUCGAUCAGCUCCUUCAGCCAGACAUCAACCCAGUCACUGGCAUCCCGGAUCAAGGCUUGUUCGUCGUGGUGAGCUGCUUUCUCGUGUUGUGGACGACAGACUUAACGACAGCGCUCCUGCCAUCGCCUUCCCAGCCCGGGUCGUGGGUCAAGCAGUGGACAGUGGUUCUCGUCGGCAUCGUGGCGUCGAUUUUAGCCAACGUUGUCGUCAAAGUCGGGAUCGCCCCCGCCGAGAUUCCUCUCCUCGAGUGGUACCACAUCGUCCUGAUGGUGCUGGGGAGUUGCUUGUACCAUGUCGGCGCCAUGUUUGCCACGCUGCUGCGGUCGUUAGCCAAAAACGACGCGUCGUUGCGUACCAAGUGGCUCGUUCGGGUGCAUUAUUUCUUGCUCCUCGGGUUUUUUCUCGCCGUGUACGAGCGCGUCGAGUGGUCGUCGGCGUACUCGACGACGCUGAAUGCCGACAUUGCGCAUCUCGUGCAAAAGUGGCAACGCCUCGACAACGUGUCGUACAACGAGUACCAGGACUCGCAGAACCGAUACGACUUUCUCGCGUCCGUCGUUCGGAUCUUCCAAAACGUCAACAUGCCGUACACGCCGGACGAGCUCAGCGGGAUGUUUGUCCAAACGACGCAGCGAUUCCUCGUCGACGUCGGGACGUGCAUCGUCGAGUCGAUCGAAGCCAACGUGACGGGCAAGGAGUGCUUCAGUGGGUUUCCAAACUUGUGAGUUAAUUUAUGUGUCAAGUUCGA